GAGAGAGAGAGAGAGAGAGAGAGAGAGAGAGAGAGAGAGAGAGAUAUGGAUGUCUGGUAAAUGAUUGGUUCACAGCCUAGGACCCCAGUCAUAAGAAGAAGGAAGGAGACGUAUAAAUACAAACAAUAGUGGCAGAAGUGGAAUAGAAGCCGAACACGCAAAUACAUGAAGAGAUGGUGGAAAAAAGGAAAGUAAAGGAGAGAGGACAUUGGGCUAGUAAAACAGAAUUCUUUCUUGCUGUAGCAGGAGACAUAGUGGGUCUGGGCAAUGUUUGGAGAUUCCCCUACCUCUGCUAUAGGAAUGGAGGGGGGGGAUUCUUGGUGCCUUACCUGGUGCUUGCUGUGACCUGUGGUUUGCCACUAUUCCUUCUGGAGACAGCUAUGGGACAGUACACACAAGAGGGUGGCAUCACCUGUUGGCAGCGUAUUUGUCCACUGGCUAAGGGUGUUGGAUAUGCCGGUCAGUUGCUUGAACUCUAUAGCUGCAUGUUAUACAUCAUAAUACUUGCCUGGGCACUGCUUUAUUUGGUCUUAUCCUUCAAGUUUCAGCUUCCCUGGGCCAGCUGUGAUAACAUCUGGAACACAGAUGACUGUAUAGCUAUUGGAAGUGAUCUUAAUUGGACAAGACAGGCCAACUCAACACCAGCAGCCACUGAAUUUUGGGAGAGAAGAGUGCUUUCUAUCUCUAAAGGCAUUGAAGAUGUUGGAAAGGUCAACUAUGAGAUUGUCUUAUGUCUAAUUGCAAUGUGGAUCCUCUGCUAUUUCUGUAUCUGGAAAGGAGUCAAGUCUACAGGGAAGGUGGUAUAUUUUACAGCAACGUUCCCCUAUGUGAUGCUGCUGGUGUUGCUGAUUCGUGGACUAACUUUGCCUGGGGCCAUGUUGGGUGUUAAAUUCUACCUCUAUCCUGACUUUCAACGGCUGUUGGAGCCUCAGGUAUGGAUGGAGGCAGCCAGUCAAAUUUUCUACUCAUACAGUAUAGGUGUUGGUGUAUUGACUGUACUAGGCAGCUACAACCAAUACAACAACAACUGCUACAGGGACUGCUUUUGGCUGUGUCUGCUCAACAGUUGCACCAGUUUUGUAGCAGGCUUUGCAGUGUUCUCAGUUCUGGGCUUCAUGGCUCAUGUGCAAGGUGUUCCUAUAGAGGAUGUGGCUGAGUCAGGUCCUGGCCUAGCUUUCAUAGCGUAUCCUCAGGCAGUUGCUAUGAUGCCUCUUCCUCAGCUGUGGGCUGUGUGCUUCUUCCUUAUGAUUAUUCUUCUGGGUCUGGACACACAGUUUAUUACAAUGGAGGUGAUCAUUACAUCAGUGACGGACAUGUUUCCCCGAGUGCUGCGUAGAACUGGACGGCGUGAGAUCUUCCUGCUUCUCUUCUGUGUUUUCUGUUUCUUCUGCCAACUCAUCAUGGUCACAGAGGGGGGGAUGUAUGUGUUUCAGCUGUUUGACUACUACGCCUGUAAUGGAGUAUGCAUUGUCUUUAUCUGUGUGUUUCAGUGCCUGGCAGUGGGCUGGGUCUUCGGCGCUGGACGAAUGUCUGAGGUCAUUGAAGAUAUGACAGGGUCAUACCCUAACAUCAUCUUUCGGAUGUGCUGGAAAUAUGUCACCCCAGUUCUCUUACUGGUAUGUUUCAUAUAUUUUUUGGUUGACUAUCAGCCUUUGAAAUACAACCGCUGGUACGUGUACCCAGACUGGGCGUAUGCACUGGGCUGGUUGAUGGCUCUGUCUUCAAUGAUGCUGGUUCCUGGAUGGGCAUUGGGCCGCCUCUGCACAUUGAAAGGGAGCCUCAGACAGCGCUGGCUUUACCUGUGUAGUCCUGACAGCAAGUUACCAUUGACCCAGAUGCAGAGAGCUAGAAUGCAAUCAGCAGUUUGACAAAGCCAACAGUACUGCACUGUAAAACCGGAUAGUUCAUCUAACACAAAAAAUUUGAGGAAACUAAUUACCUCAAAAUUUUUAAGUUUAUAAAUCAAUUUCUUUAAGCCAAAUACACUUAAAUAUAACAAAAAUUUAACUCAAACUUGUUAUAACUGUCAUGAUAGUUGUUAAUCAUCACCGAUAUUGGAUUAGGGCCGAUCCACAAGAUGGGUGGGCAGCACUCAGAAGCUUGCUGCGGGCCUGCGGGUCUGACUCUCCAUGCCAAAGACCUGGGCAAGACAGGCAGGACCCUUGUGGGCACUGGAACAUGGAACUGCUUUGUGGUCAAGGAUGGAUUAAAAACUGGAUUAAAAAAAACAACAAAACAACUUGGCUGAUACACCCUGGAGGCCCCCAGGCUCCCCUGCGACGCAUGCUGUCCAUGCCAAAGGCUCUAAUGUGAAUGCUGUAAUGUGAAUGCUGGCAGUGUUGGUAUUAGCAGUCUUGACAGAAUCCUUGGCAUUGUUCACUAUUUCAGCAUUGUUUCAGUUUCAGUUAACAGCAGUGCUCGGUUCUCCACUACCAUCUAAAAUAAAAUCUCAACUAACAAUUUAAAAUGGAUUGAUAUCACUGGUACCUUGGCCAAUGUUGCUAUCUCUCUCAGUUCUUUCUCUUUUUUUUGGUAACUAAUCCACUACUCAGCUUUUGUAUGUAUUAGCCAGACAUCACAUAAAAGAAGCAAUAAGAUACCCAGAUGCAUGUCUGUAUUACCUUAAAAAUAAAACCAGUAAGAUUGCUUAAUAAAUCAUCAUUUUUUCCAUUUGAAAA
Molecule: messenger RNA, 2678 nt
Organism: Ictalurus punctatus (channel catfish)
Lineage: Eukaryota; Metazoa; Chordata; Actinopteri; Siluriformes; Ictaluridae
Product: sodium- and chloride-dependent GABA transporter 2
Exons: 14
Coding region: 174-1868 (564 amino acids)
Biological process (GO): sodium ion transmembrane transport
Cellular component (GO): membrane
Source: RefSeq, a predicted model, not a curated record